Messenger RNA from Anoplopoma fimbria (sablefish), 3260 nucleotides. RefSeq names its product protocadherin 10b (gene pcdh10b). The transcript is spliced from 5 exons. Gene Ontology annotation, molecular function: calcium ion binding. Gene Ontology annotation, biological process: homophilic cell-cell adhesion. The record is from RefSeq and is a predicted model, not a curated record. Gene Ontology annotation, cellular component: plasma membrane. The coding region runs from base 192 to 3260 and encodes 1022 amino acids. Lineage: Eukaryota; Metazoa; Chordata; Actinopteri; Perciformes; Anoplopomatidae.
CAUGUCUCUCUUUUGACGGGACCUCUCACGCAUUCCUGGAGACUUUUACGCAUUUUGGAGACUUUUACGCAUUUUGGAGACGUUUUGCAUGCCGAGGGAAACGGGUGAUGGAAGUGGAUAUUUUGCCCAUUAACAGAGGAUACUGAGGUUUAUAACAUUCUCCACCCAAGUGCACUUGUCCUCCUCCUGCGAUGAUCGUGCUCCUGCUCGUCCUGAGCAUCGCGGACGGGGUGCUCUCUCAGAUCCGCUACUCGGUGCCGGAGGAGGCAGACCAUGGCACCUUGGUGGGGAAUAUCGCAGAGGACCUGGGACUGGACCUCACCAAACUGGCCUCCCGUCGCUUCCAGGUGGUGCCCAACUCCCGCACGCCUUACCUGGAGGUGAACCUGGAGACCGGCGCCUUGCUGGUCAACGAGAACAUCGACCGGGAGCAGAUCUGCAAGCAAAGCGCCACCUGCCAGCUCAACAUGGAGGUGUUCCUGGAGAACCCUCUGGAGCUGUUCCGGGUGGAGAUCGAGGUGGUGGACAUCAACGACAACCCGCCCAGCUUCCCGGAGACAGACAUCACGGUGGAGAUCUCUGAGAGCGCCUCUCCAGGAACCCGCUUCCCUCUGGAGAGCGCCUUCGACCCGGACGUGGGCUCCAACGCGUUACGCACCUACGACAUCACCUCCAACAGCUACUUCUACCUGGACGUGCAGACCCAGUCGGACGGGAACAAGUUCGCAGAGCUGGUGCUGGAGAAGCCUCUGGACCGGGAGCAGCAGGCGGCGCACAGGUACGUGCUGACGGCGGUGGACGGAGGACAACCUCCCCGGACCGGCACGGCGCUGCUGGUGGUGAAGGUGCUGGACUCCAACGACAACGUGCCGGUGUUUGAGCAGCCCGUGUACACGGUGAGCCUGCAGGAGGACGCACCUGUGGGGACCCUGGUCAUCCAGCUGAACGCCACCGACCUGGACGAGGGUCUGAACGGGGAGGUGGUGUACUCCUUCAGCAACCACAUCUCCAGCCGCGUGAAGGACCUGUUCAGCAUCGACCCUCGCACCGGGCGCGUCGAGGUCCGAGCCCAGGUGGACUUCGAGGAGAGCGGGCUCUUCCAGAUCUUCGUCCAGGCCAAAGACCUGGGGCCCAACGCCGUGCCCGCGCACUGCAAGGUGCUGGUGAAGGUGAGCGACGUGAACGACAACGCGCCGGAGAUCUCCUUCAGCACCGUCACCGAGUCUGUGAGCGAGAAGGCUGCUCCCGGCACCGUCAUCGCGCUGCUGAGCGUCACGGACCGGGACGCCGAGCAGAACGGGCAGGUCCAGGUGGAGAUCCUGGGCGACGUGCCCUUCAAGCUGAAGACCUCCUUCAGGAAUUACUUCACCAUCGUGACCGACGGGGCUCUGGACCGGGAGCAGGCGGACUCCUACUCCGUCACCGUGGUGGCUCGAGAUAAAGGAUCUCCUGCUCUGGCUGCCAGCAAGUCCAUCCGGGUCCAGGUGUCGGACGAGAACGACAACGCGCCCACCUUCACGCAGGAGGCCUACGACGUGUACGUGACGGAGAACAACGUGCCGGGGGCCUACAUCCACGCCGUGACGGCUCUGGACCCGGACGCGGGCCAGAACUCGCUCCUCGGGUACUCCAUCCUGGAGUGCGAGAUCCAGGGCAUGUCGGUGAAGACCUACGUGUCCAUCAACGAGGAGACCGGGUACCUGUACGCGCUGCGCUCCUUCGACUACGAGCAGCUGAAGGACUUCUCCUUCCAGGUCCAGGCCAGGGACUCGGGCGGCCCGGAGCUGUCCUCCAACGCCACGGUCAGGGUCAUCAUCGUGGACCAGAACGACAACCCCCCCGCGGUGCUGGCUCCUCUGGGCAGGAACGGCACGGCCCAGGAGCCUCUGCCCCGCUCCGCAGAGCCGGGAUACCUGGUGACCCGCAUCGUGGCCAUGGAUGCAGAUGAUGGGGAGAACGCACGGUUGUCCUACAGCAUCCAGAGAGGCAACGAGAACGGCAUGUUCAGGAUGGACUGGAGGACAGGAGAGCUGAGGACUGCCCGUCGGGUCUCCACCAAGCGAGACCCCCACCAGCUGUACGAGCUGCUGGUGGAGGUCCGGGACCACGGCCAGCCGCCGCUGUCCUCCAGCGCCAGCGUGCUGGUGGUGCUGGUGGACAGCGUGGCUGAGGGACGUGGAGGAGCAGGAGAACGGGGAGGAACCGCCAAGGCCAAGGAGAUGACCCUGGACCUCACCCUCAUCCUCAUCAUCGCGCUGGGCUCCGUGUCCUUCAUCUUCCUCCUGGUCAUGAUCGUGCUGGCCGUGCGCUGCCAGAAGGACAAGAAGCUGAACAUCUACACCUGUCUGACCGCGGACUGCUGCCUGGGCUGCAGUGCGUGCUGCUCCAGGCAGGGCCGGGCUCGCAAGAAGAAGCUCAGCAAGUCGGACAUCAUGCUGGUGCAGAGCCCCCCCGUCGGCGGGGCCGGAGCGCCGCAGGUCCCCGUGGAGGAGUCCGGCAGCUUCGGCUCCCACCACCAGAACCAGAACUAUUGCUACCAGGUAUGUCUGACUCCAGAGUCCGCCAAAACCGACCUCAUGUUCCUAAAGCCGCGUAGUCCUUCUAGGAGCACAGACAGCGAGCACAAGCCGUGCGGGGCCGUAGUGACAGGGUACACUGACCAGCAGCCCGACAUCAUAUCAAACGGCAGCGUUUUGUCCAGCAGCGAGACCAAACACCAGCGAGCUGAACUCAGCUACCUGGUCGACAGGCCGAGACGUGUCAACAGCUCGGCGUUCCAGGAGGCGGACAUGGUGAGCUCCAAAGACAGCGGCCACGGAGACAGUGAGCAGGGAGACAGCGACCACGACGCCACCAACCGAGGCCACUCCUCCGGCACCGAUCUUUUCUCUAACUGCACGGAGGAGUGCAAGGCCCUCGGCCACUCCGACCGCUGCUGGAUGCCCAGCUUCGUGGCCUCCGACGGGCGCCAGGGCCCGGACUACCGCAGCAACCUCCACGUGCCCGGCAUGGACUCGGUCCCGGACACAGAGGUAUUUCAAUCGCCCGAGCAAACGGCCGAUAAGUCAUUCUCCACCUUUGGCAAAGAGAUGCCUGUCAGUCACCUCCAUCUCCACCAAAACCACCAGCACCACCUUCUCAAAAACCAUCACCUCAUCCACCAGCAGGGCUCCCUAGAGAGGAGAGGGUUGGAUGCAUUUCUGCCCAUUUCCCGAGCACCUUAUGACCCAGCCUAUUUAACGAGGAAAAGGGUUUGCUAG